Acanthamoeba castellanii str. Neff is the source of this 1551-nucleotide messenger RNA. Its product is annotated as Ser/Thr phosphatase family superfamily protein. The record is from RefSeq and is a predicted model, not a curated record. NCBI's taxonomy places the organism in Eukaryota, Discosea, Longamoebia, Acanthamoebidae. Bases 1 to 1551 code for a protein of 516 amino acids. Gene Ontology annotation, molecular function: acid phosphatase activity; calcium ion binding. The transcript has 16 exons.
AUGCGUGCCUCUGCCACGCUUCUCCUGUGCCUUCUUGCCGUGGCCGGUGUCUUCGCAGCGCCCAAUAAGUCCGCCUUGCGUUCGUUUUUUGAACUCAUCGACGAAGAUGGAAACGGGAUGGUCACCGCCGCUGAAAUAGCCGCCCACUGGAUGAGGGUCGAGGGCGACGAGCUGCUCCCGCACGCGCAGGCCCGACUCUCGAGCGGACUCCACAAGCUGGUCGUAUCGAAGCACGACGCGGACGACAGCGGCGCCAUGGAGUGGGAGGAGUGGCAGCAGGCCUACGGCCGCCUCGACAAGGCCGAGGGCCUGUCCGGCCUCCACAAGCGCGACUCGAUCACCUCCGUGCAACCCCAACAAGUGCGCUUGGCCACGACGACCAAGCCCGCCACGGAGAUGGUCAUCAUGUGGAUCACCAGCACCCUUUCGACGAACCCCGUCGCCGAAUUCGGUCUGGCCAACUCGACGCUCCGUCAGCAAGUGUCGGGCACCUGGACCACCUACAACGCAGGCGUCCUCGGAUGGUCGGGCCACAUUCACACUGUCACCCUCCGCAACCUUCAGCCCGCCCAGACCUAUAACUACCGCGUGGGCGACCCCACCCACAACGCCUGGAGCCCCAUUCACAGGUUCUCCACCAUGGACCCCCACCAGACCGAAGUCAGGAUUGCCACCUUCGGUGACAUGGGAACUGUGAUGCCGAUGGGAUUCGAGGUCACCAAGCAGAUGAUCAAGGACGACGCCGAUAUCAACUUCCAGCUGAUCGUUCACGCUGGCGACAUUGCCUAUGGUGGCGUCUCCCACGAGUGGGAGUUCGAGUACAUUUGGGAUCUGUGGGGCGAGCAAGUGUCUCCUCUGGGAGAUCACAUUCCCUACAUGGUCGCUGUCGGCAACCACGAGAAGUACUACAACUUCACGUCCUACAAGGCGCGCUUCAACAUGCCUGGCCACCAGAGCGGAGGCAUCGAUAACUUCUACCACAGCUUCGACUACGGUGGCAUCCACUUUGUGAGCAUCUGCACUGAAGUCUACGCCUACCCCUACGAGCGGGGCUCUGCCCAGUACGCCUGGCUCGAGAGGGAUCUGGCCGCUGCCAACGCCAACAGGAAGAACUCGCCCUUCAUCAUCGUCGUCGGCCACCGUCCGAUGUACUCGUCGGACAAGUCUUCCGACAGCGGUCCGCUCAAGCGCGAGCUGGAGCCCCUUCUCAACAAGUACGGUGUCGACCUCGCCAUCUGGGGCCACAUGCACUCCUAUGAACGCACCUGGCCCGUCUUCAACAACACGCCGUCGGUGACGACCGGUAACGUGUUCAGGAACGUCAACGGCACCAUUCACCUCACCAUCGGCACUGCCGGAGCGUUCAGCGACGAGGCCUGGGUCGAGCCGUCGCCCGUGUGGUCGGCCAAGCACAUCGGAACCUUCGAGGACGUUGCCUACGGCUACGGUUACCUCCACAAGCUGGACAACAACAGGAUGCGCUUCCAGUACAGGAAGUGGGAUACCGGCAAGGUGUGGGACGAGAUCUGGAUUGAGCGGACCACGCACUGA